AUAAAUUACACAUAAUGUGUAGCGGAAAACUUCAUUUAUGUAUGUUAUAUAUACAACAAUACCGUCAUUUACUCGUGUAUCACUGAUUUGUAUGCCCUUUUGAAAACAUUGAUAUAGAAGGCAAUGGCAUCUGUUGACUCAAGUGCAGCAGAAACAGAACCACCGACUGCUUUUAAAGAAAUGACUGCUGAAGCAGUGGAAAACUAUACACAAGCUCAGAUUCCUGUAAAUAACUUUCCUUCUGCAGUUACUUUGCGAAGACAAAUAACCUUCGAAUGCCACGACAACGACUACUUUGAAAUUAUAGACUGUGCAUUCGUUGGCUUAAAUGUAGUUUUUCCUGAUUACAUUAAUGACAGGUUAAUUAUCAGUAUGGUAGAAAGUAAUGACAUCCGAUAUUUUGGUAUGGACUACCGACCAAAAUAUAUAACAGGAGUCAACAAUAACACCGUGGCAGUAGGAUGUACAAGAUACGUUAUACAAAUAAUAGAUAUAUCAAAUGACACUGUUGUACGGACAUUUCCAACCAGUGGUGAAUGCUAUGGGAUAUCAUGCAGCGAAGAUACAUUAUAUGUUGAUGCUAGUAAUAUAGUAGUGAUGGAUCUUAUGGGUCUCGUGUUGCGCACCUUUCCAAAGCCUGGUAUUGAUCUCGGUUAUUUGACAGUAGACGGAGACAGGUUUUUCUUUUGUGACGGAUUUACGCUAUUUUGUUGUGAUUUAAGCGGUAAUGUUAAAUGGGAAUUUGACAAGGAAGGCUAUAAGGAUAUUUACGGCAUGGCAACUGAUUCGAAGGGAAAUGUUUAUUUAGCUAAUGCUGAUAGUGAUAGAAUUGUGGUUAUUUCCCCUGAUGGCAGACUUCAUAAGGAUAUACUGACAAGAUUUGAUUCACUUGAAUCACCAAUAUCACUUGACUUUGACAAAAAGGAAAACAGAUUGGUCGUUCGUACCACUGCUAAUGAGAGCGCUUUUAUAUUUGAUGUUGCAUAUUAAGAAGGUU
Messenger RNA from Mytilus trossulus (common blue mussel), 997 nucleotides. RefSeq lists its product as uncharacterized. The transcript has 3 exons. The record is from RefSeq and is a predicted model, not a curated record. Bases 124 to 990 code for a protein of 288 amino acids. Lineage: Eukaryota; Metazoa; Mollusca; Bivalvia; Mytilida; Mytilidae.